Messenger RNA from Dreissena polymorpha, 2437 nucleotides. RefSeq names its product protein N-terminal glutamine amidohydrolase-like. The coding region runs from base 92 to 682 and encodes 196 amino acids. Gene Ontology annotation, molecular function: protein-N-terminal asparagine amidohydrolase activity; protein-N-terminal glutamine amidohydrolase activity. The record is from RefSeq and is a predicted model, not a curated record. Gene Ontology annotation, cellular component: nucleus; cytosol. NCBI's taxonomy places the organism in Eukaryota, Metazoa, Mollusca, Bivalvia, Myida, Dreissenidae. The transcript is spliced from 6 exons.
UUCCAUAAUUACAAAAUUUUUAUAUAAUUAUGAAAUGAUUUCAUUUUAAGGUAUCGGGUAAAACGAAACCGAAAAUAGAAAAAAGGAAAUCAUGACGGACGAUGACAGUCGUAACCUUUUUUCAGAUGUCGAGGAUAUUAUUUACACCAACUGUUACUGUGAGGAGAACGUGUGGCAUCUGUGCAACGCCGUGAAGGUCAAAAGGCAUGGGGAACUCUGCAGAUGCUACUGUGUGUUCAUCUCCAACAAGGACAGGCAGAUUCCAUUGUGGCUGCAAAAAGCUAGCUCCAGCGAAGAUGGUGUCGUUGUGUGGGAUUAUCACGUGAUAUUCAUUCACAUAUCACACCAAGGCUCCUUCGUGUAUGACCUAGAUUCGCGACUAGCGUUCCCUACUUCAUUUUGCGACUACUUCAGAUGUUCCAUCCGACCCUGCGCAGCGUUCAAACCGGAAUUUCAUAGGCGAUUCCGACUGAUUGAAGCAGAAUUGUUCCUGCAGACAUUUGCCUCGGACAGGUCCCAUAUGCUUACAGAGAAUGGCGAAUGGAAAAAACCUCCUCCCUGCUACCCAUGUAUACGAACAAAUGAGAGUGAGAACAACAUCCAGGACUUUAUUAGCAUGGAAAACGGUGUCGGUGUCGGCAAAGUGUUGAACUCUGAUGAACUAUGUGAAAUGUUCGGAUGAAUUGAGUGAAAUGUUCGGAUGAACUGAGUGAAAUGUUCGGAUGAAACUGUGUAAAUGUUCGGAUGAGUCGUGUGAAAUGUGCGGAUGAACUUUGUGAAAUGGUCGGAUGAACUGUGUGAAAUGUUCGGAUGAACCAUGUGAAAUGUUCAGAUAAACUGUGUGAAAUGUUCGGAUGAACUAUGUGAAAUGUUCGGAUGAACUGUGUGAAAUGUUGUGAUGAGCCACGUAAAAUGUUCUGAUGAGCUGUGUGAAAUGUUGUGAUGAGCCACGUAAAAUGUUCGGAUGAACGGUGUGAAAUGUUUUGAUGAGCCACGUAAAAUGUUCUGAUGAACUGUGUGAAAUGUUCGGAUGAAUUGUGUGAAAUUUUCGGCUGAAUCGUAAAAACAUUUUCAUAUGAAGUGUGUGAAAUGUUCGGACUCUAAUAAACGUUCACUUUGAACGUUAUUCUCGCUUAUCAAGUCGAGUGUGUGACAUUUUUAUAAUAACACGCAACAGAAGCGCACUUUGCAUAUAUCUUCAUUUUCAGCUCGACGUUUUGAAGAAAAGACAAGCUUUUGUACUCGCGCCGAUUACCGUUUUGUUACGUAAGCAAGUUUCUUAUGAAUGUCUAAACUGUUUUAAUUCCAACUUAUAACUCGUAUUUUCCAUAUUCAAUGAAUCCAUACGCCGAGUUUGGCAACUCUUGUUCGCAAUUCGUCGAAUAUGGGACCGUUUUAAACUUAUUUAUUUGCAUAUGCAUUAUGAAGGCAAGUAAAAAAAAGAUGUUAAGAGAUAGUUUCUCAGGAAUGACGAUGGAUUAUAUUCCACCAUAAAUCGGUAUACCCCAUAUUGAAAGGACCGCAUAUGCCAAGUUUGUAACGUGAGUUUGAAAUUUGUCAAGAUUAAGGGCCAGUUAAAUUUAGGCAUUUGCAUAUACACUUUAUUAGCACAUUACGUUCUUCGGUAUGCUUGUUUCUAAGGAUUUGCUUGAGGGACUUUAUUCAAACUUAUAACUUGCAUUUCCCAUAUUUGAAUGACUCAUCAAUAAUUUUUUAUAUAUCUUUGUUAGAAACGAUUGAACACAAAGGUCAUUUGUAUACCAGUGUUUUUUUUUCAUUCAAAAUCCGGUUAUGUAUUCGGAUUGUUUUUUAGAUCUCAACUACCAUCGAUAUAAGUUCAACCGAAGUAAAGAAAAAUAACGCUUAAACGCUUGUAUUCUCAAUUUCGAAGUCGUACUUAAAAAAUUGUAUACAUACUUUGUAGCAAAUUACUGAUUUCCGGAGAGAAAGAAUAUCAGCAAUAGCUUGAGGGAUAUCUUACCAACUUAACCAUUUAUAUUCAAUAACUAAAUGGCCCCAUAAGCCACGUUUGAUAAGUAUAAUUUUAAACUUGUACAAAUAAAGGUCCUUUUACACCUUCAACAUUUAACUAUAAGCAAUAUAGACAGGUAAAAGCUGUCGACAAACAUAGAUAUAAGACGCGCUCUGUGAAAACGGGUCAUAAUGCAUAAGUAAAGUUUUGUAACAAAUAAGCCUGUGCGGUCCGCACAGCCUAAUCAAGGACGAUACCUACCGCUUAAACUGUAUUUUCGAGACCUCGUUCACACAAACAUUCAAUCAAAGCGAAAUUUGUCGCCACUUAUUACUUUGUGCGAACUGAAAGAAUUUGCAACUUACAAGUUAAUGGGUUAUUCCCAACAGUGUACAUGUCUUGUGUACAUGAACCAGUUUUUGGCUAUACAUCAGAAAAUUAUUUGCAAUUAAAUACAAUAUCGUU